This is a messenger RNA of Asterias rubens (European starfish), 4188 nucleotides long. RefSeq names its product putative phosphoenolpyruvate synthase. The record is from RefSeq and is a predicted model, not a curated record. Gene Ontology annotation, biological process: phosphorylation. Gene Ontology annotation, molecular function: kinase activity; ATP binding. The coding region runs from base 61 to 4059 and encodes 1332 amino acids. NCBI's taxonomy places the organism in Eukaryota, Metazoa, Echinodermata, Asteroidea, Forcipulatida, Asteriidae. The transcript is spliced from 41 exons.
AUUGUUGCGUGGCGAAAAAACUCUGCUAGGGUAGAUAGGUGUUCCUACUGCAAUUUCACAAUGGAGUUCGUAACGAUAAUGUUCUGUUUGGUGGUCUUGAGUUUGCUUGCGUACAUAGCGGUAAACCUCGCCGUAACAGACCGGGGCCCACUCCAUGGGCUGUACGCUGUGCCCGGCCGGUGGUUCACGCUGAAGUUCUUGGUCAUGAGGUGUUUCGUUGCAUGGACUAGCGACAGAAAACACAACAUCCGUAAGAGGGCUCUCAAUUUUACAAUGAUGCAGAAGAAAACCAAAGAAGUAGCAAAGAUGGAGUCCUUCUAUGGAUUUGAAAUGGGCCAGAACUGUUUGUACAUCAACGGAAGCGACAAAGGCGGCGCAACUCGUCUGACAGUCCGGGUGACAAUCCAUCCAGAUGACCGGAGGGAGGUGUGGUUCCUGUUGAGAGUGCCUGGUGUUGGAGACCUGGUUCUACCAAGCCAUCCGGACUGCAUUGUAGACAACGUCCGCCCUGGGGACGGAUUCAUUGGAGCAGGACUGACCUGUACUGCCAUCGAUCCUUUAAAAACAUGGAGAAUUUCAUACAAUGGGCUUUGUAGGAUUGGCAUACGUAGAAAUUGGAAUGACGACGACCGGAGACCUUCGGUCCAUGUUCGAUGCAGCCUGUUGUGGAGUGCCUUCACAACGUUUUAUGAUUUCGCUUCAGACUUCAAUCCCAGUCUUGAAGCGGACAGUCUAGCAAAAGAACAAUGGACUCAAGAAUGGUUCGCCAAGCUCAAAAGCAUGCAGCAGGCGCACUAUACUCAGUUUGGUAUGAUCCAUGGAGUUGUUCAAGUUGACGAUGGAGAGGAGUCGAAAGUGGUCAUGCGUGGUGUCAAAGAACGUCUCAUAUGUCCUGAACAAUUGCGUGAUUUCCACACUCGUAUAGCAAACUACAUUGUCUUAGAGAAUGGUAACUGUUUAUACGUCGAAGCCUCAUGCUCACCUGGAUAUAAGUCAGACCAAAGAGCGGGCUUCUUGAUGAAAGUGGUUAGUGACGUCAUUCCUGCCUCAUCAGUCAAUCUCCCACUGUCCGUUCUGAUGGAGAAUUCAGAAGAAGUACCGAAAAACUUCACCUUUGACCUCCAUCUGGAAGAUGGGUUGAGAAUGGAUAUCAAAGUCACUACAGACGACACUAUGCACUUCAACAUGGGCAGCGACUGGUGUGUUCAGAUAGGCGAGGGAAUGGCCCGCUUUACUGUAAACGGUAUAGAUGGAUGGGGUGUGUGUCAGACACUUAGAAGGAAUGAUGGAGAGAAACGAAAUCUUGUUGAAGAAUCACUGCCCAGGCUGUACAGGGAGCCAGACGGUGUACCUCUGAAAGACAUGUCGGUGCUUGUCGUACCUCUGUCGGCGAGGGCGUGUCAAGUAUCAAAUCUUACUGGAGGGAAAGGAUCACAGCUUGCGAAACUAGUGGCUUUGCGAAAUCAAAUGCCUGUUGAGUACGAAGUUCCAGGUGGUUUCUGCAUUACAACAGCUGCAUUUGACAAACAUUUGAAGAACAACCCAGAUAUACAGAAGGCUGUGACAGAGCUGAGUGAAGUGUCUUGCAGCAUCCGGGAGGGGAAUCUACAGGAAGAAUGCGAAAGGGUCGUUGACUUGGUGUCUAAAACCAUCCUCUCCAAGGAUUUGAAAGCGGAGAUAUCUGGGAUAUUCUCGAUGAUGUUCGGGGACUUUGACAGCGCGGAGACAUUCGCAGUUCGUUCAUCAGCAGUUGGUGAAGAUAGUUCAUUGACCUCUUCCGCUGGCCAGAUGCAAACGUUCCUUGGUGUGAAUAGCUUGGCUAAGGUGUUUCAGGCUACACAGGAUUGCUGGGCAUCUCAGUUCUCAUUUCAAGCCGUACAAUACCGAAGGCAGUACGGUCAACCAGUUGACAUCGCUAUGGCAGUAGUUAUACAAGAAAUGGUUUCUGGAGAAAGUGCGGGUGUUGCAUUUAGCCGCGAUCCACUGACUGGUAACCCAACCAAGAUUGUAAUCAAUUCCAACUAUGGACUGGGAGAGUCUGUAGUUUCUGGAGUGGUAGAAGCAGACACGGUAAUACUACGGGUUGACCUCAACAAGUCAUUGACUGUAGAAAGCAAGGUGGUUGGACGCAAGGAAGAGGCCAUUUGCGUCGCAGGAGGAGGCGGAACUCAGACCAUCCACCAGACUGACAGUAAAUCAGCGAGUUGCUCAAUCUCAGAUGCGCUGAGCCUUAAACUUGGACGAGUUGCACUUCUGUUGGAUGAGUGUUUUUCUGAUGCCAGGGAUAUUGAAUGGGCCGCUGUUGGAGACACCAUCUAUCUGCUCCAGGCACGUGCCAUUACAACUGUCGACGUUCCAUCUCAGUAUGAGCUUCUUCAUGAGUUUGAUUCGGGUUUACCAUCGGACAAAGUUUGGAUGAGUACAGCCAACAUCCAAGAGAUGUGCCCAGGUGCAGUUUCUCCACUGACCACUUCGGCUUUCUUCACUGACUGUGACAUCAUAGAUCAGCUGAGUGGCCGUUCAUUUGAAAAGGCCAUAUCGUUCCCUGCAGUUCGACAGAUAGUUGUGUCUUACAACCAUGCCUUCAUCAGUCUCACCAAUAUUUUGACGACUUACCUGAAGAUGGUCCGGAUAUCCGGAAACACGUUUGGAGGAAUGCUAUUUGGAGCGCCGUUUGACGAAGAUUGUGUGGAAGAAGCUAAAAAGUUGACCCAACCUGCUGUAGCCGGGUGGCGCAUGUACCUGUACCGUCUCAAAUUUCUUCUGGCAGUCUUCUUCAAUAGGAAGAGGUUAGAAGAAGAGUUUUCUCGAGCUAACCAGCAUUUGACGCAAAUUUGGAAUACUGCACGGGAGCAAUUUGAGGACAUUUGCAAAUACCCGGAAUAUGGGUACAAGAUGCUACUUUAUCACGCCUUAGAAACCCACAAGUCAGCGGUCUUGCAGGAGACUACUGCGUCACUCAUCCGCAAAUACACGACUGAGGAACUGCUUUCUACUCACAUCUCCAUGUUGUUGUCCUCCUGCCCGAACGUUGAGAGUGCACAGGUGCCCUUGGCAAUGGAGAAAAUAGCAAAAGCCAUUCUGAAAGAAGAGAAGAGUGAAGAGUUUCAGGGGAUGACUCCCGACGAUGCCCUGGACUGGCUGCAGGGAGCAUCCGGCGGGGAAGCAGGGAUAGUGUUUGCUGACUUCCUUCGAUGCCACGGCCACAGAUGUAUCCGUGAGGUUGAGCUUCGGGAUAAGUCUUGGGGCAUGGAUCCAGUACAAGUGAUACCUUCGCUACAGGCAAUUCUAGCGACGGGUUCACACAAUUCAUCCGAGAGAAAACGUGUACUGAGUGCUGCUGAGGCAGUGGACCAGCUUGGUUUGGCUCUACCGUCAGUCAUUAGGAAAAUCUUGGUGAGUUAUAUUGUACCAAAAACCAGAAAGGGCGUAGCGUGCAGAGAAUCAAGCAAGUCCAUGUACAUCAAGAUCAAUCACAACCUGAAGGAGGCGUACUGGAGGUUGGCCAAUCUCAUGGUCAAAGAGGGCCGCAUUCCCGAUGAAGAUUUGCUGUUUUUCUUUCUUCCCAACGAAAUAGAUCGUCUCCUGACGGACAGAUCACCAGCUCUUAUCUCCAGAGCACUGCGGAGACGCCGUAUCUUACCUCAGCAGGACUCCAAGAGGUUUCAAUUGGUGUUUGCAGGUCUGCCACAACCGAUUGAGGAGGGUGUCGACCAUGAUAUCACAGAUGUCGAACUGAAAGGAACGCCAAUCAGUCAAGGAGUCGUCAAGGGCACGGCCAGGGUCGUGACAAAGCUGCAAGAUGCAGCCAACAUCAAGAAAGAUGAUAUCCUCGUGACUAGGAUUACUGAUAUUGGUUGGACUCCGUACUUCCCUCUCAUCAGCGGACUGGUGACAGAGAUUGGGGGCGUUCUCUCUCAUGGUGCUGUGGUGGCCCGAGAGUAUGGCAUUCCAUGUGUAGUUAAUGUGGAGCAUGCAACCUCCGUUUUCAAAUCUGGUGAUGCUAUUGUGUUGAACGGUGCACUGGGAACCGUGGAGAAAAAGAAAGACCACCAGUGAUGUCAUCCACUCAAUGGACGCCGCUGUCGAUAUAUCGACAACGCCAGUGGCGUAACUCUUUAUUAGGAAAAAAAACACUAGCUCAAAUACUUUCAAAAUGACAUUGAAAGCACCUGUUGGUCCCUCUGA